AUGGCAUUCAAUUUAUUAUCAAAUAUUACAGUAGAUGAAUUAAGAAAUUCACCAAAAUCUAAAGAUAUGAUUACUGUUAGAAAUACAGAUUCAAUUCCAACAGUAUUUAAAACAUUAUCAAAGAAUGGAAUUUUAUCAGUGCCAGUAUUAAAUGAACAAAAUAGACCAAUUGGACUUGUAGAUUAUGUUGAUAUUGUUAAUUGUGUUGUUCAAAUUAUAAAUCAUACAGAUUUAUUAGGUAAUGAUUAUUAUUCAUUCUUGGAAAGGGAAGAUUUAUUCAAUCACACAUAUGCAUCCUAUGUAACGGAUCUAUCACAACGUAAUCCUUUCAUACCAGUUGUAAAAGGUGCAUCAUUAUUAGAAGCAAUCACUGUUAUGACCAAGAAUCAAAUUAAUAGAGUACCAGUAAUUGAAAACAAUGUUAAUGGUGAAGGUGCUCAAAUCGUUAAUCUAAUCACUCAAUCUGCCAUCCUCUCUUAUCUUGGAAAAAACAUUGAACAACUUGGUAAAUGGUCUUUAAAAUCAAUUAAAGAUUUAGGUUUUAAAGAAAAAAAAGUAAUUUCAAUUGAUUUCAAUAAAAGAGCUUUAGAAGCUUUUGAAUUAAUGGCAAAUAAUAAAGUAAAUGGUAUUGCAGUAAAUGAUGAAAAAGGACAUAUUAUUGCAAAUAUUAGUGCAAGAGAUUUAAAAGAAUUGUUAAAUGAAACUAGAGUAUUUGAAAAUUUAUACCUUUCAGUUGGUGAAUUCAUUUCAAAAGUUCGUCAACAAGAUUACAAAGCUGUUAAUCCUUCAAUUUCUUGUCAUAUGAAUGAUUCUUUGGCUAAUAUUAUCACAAGAAUGGUUGCUGCUAAUAUUCAUCGUGUCUACAUUAUAGAUGAAGAAAGAAAACCAAUUGGUGUUAUUAGCAUUCAUGAUAUCUUAAACAUAAUUUUAGAGAAUAUUAACAAUAAUGUUCCUCCAACAAAUAAACCAAUGCAAUAA
Messenger RNA from Dictyostelium discoideum AX4, 978 nucleotides. RefSeq lists its product as hypothetical. The record is from RefSeq and is a predicted model, not a curated record. Bases 1 to 978 code for a protein of 325 amino acids. Lineage: Eukaryota; Evosea; Eumycetozoa; Dictyosteliales; Dictyosteliaceae. The transcript is spliced from 3 exons.